Messenger RNA from Gallus gallus (chicken), 6796 nucleotides. RefSeq names its product chondroitin sulfate synthase 3 (gene CHSY3). The transcript is spliced from 3 exons. The record is from RefSeq and is a predicted model, not a curated record. Gene Ontology annotation, cellular component: Golgi cisterna membrane. NCBI's taxonomy places the organism in Eukaryota, Metazoa, Chordata, Aves, Galliformes, Phasianidae. The coding region runs from base 217 to 2769 and encodes 850 amino acids. Gene Ontology annotation, molecular function: glucuronosyl-N-acetylgalactosaminyl-proteoglycan 4-beta-N-acetylgalactosaminyltransferase activity.
AGUGACAAGGUGCCAGCGAAGCCGAGGGGACGCUGCGUGUUCUCCACCGCCCACGUCGCCGCCCGCCCGGAGAAGUUUGCCUCGGGAGCACUGCAACCGCCGUGGCCACCGCGGCCGGGAAGGAAGCCGCGUCCGAAGCCGCUUCACCCGGAGCCGCAGCGGGACGGGGGUCGCCUCUGGCGGGACGCGGCGGGGGGACGUCGCCCCGCCCGCGCCAUGGCAGCGCGCUCGCGGAGACCCUGGCUGAGCGUGGUGCUGGGGCUGGUGCUGGGCUUCACUGCCGCCUCCUGGCUCAUCGCUCCCCGGGUGGCCGAGAUGAACGAGAAGAAGCGGCGCGGCGCCAGCCUCUGUUCCUACUACAGCCGCGCGGCGGGGCCGGGGGCGGCCGGGGGCGCCGCCGCGGCGGGCGAGCAGCCGGCGGCCGCGGCGGUGCUGGGCGGCACGGGCGUGCGGAGCAGCCCAUGGGAACUGCCGGCGGCAGAGGACGGCACGGUGUCCAGCCCCGCCGCCGGCGGGGAAGCGGAGCAGGAGGAAGAGGAGGAAGGCGGCGAGAAGCGGAGCGGGCGGCCCGGCGGCAGCCGCAACGGGAGCGGUGACUGGGGAGGCGCGGCUGGCUGCGCCAAGCCUCGCAACUUCCUCUACGUGGGGGUAAUGACGGCCCAGAAGUACCUGGGCAGCCGGGCGGUGGCCGCGCAGCGGACCUGGGCGCCCUCGGUUCCGGGCCGCGUAGAGUUCUUCUCCAGCCAGGGCUCGGCCGCACCCCCAGGGCUGCCCCCGCUGCCCGUCGUCGCCCUGCCUGGCGUGGACGACUCCUACCCGCCGCAGAAGAAGUCUUUCAUGAUGAUCAAGUACAUGCACGACCACUACCUGGACAAGUACGAGUGGUUCAUGAGGGCGGACGACGACGUCUACAUUAAAGGUGAAAAACUGGAGGAGUUUCUUCGCUCACUGAACAGCAGUAAGCCUCUGUAUUUGGGACAGACUGGUCUGGGUAACAUUGAAGAACUUGGGAAGCUGGGUCUUGAGCCUGGAGAGAAUUUCUGCAUGGGAGGACCAGGAAUGAUCUUCAGCCGGGAGGUUCUGAGGAGGAUGGUGCCACACAUAGGUGAAUGCCUUCGUGAGAUGUACACCACUCAUGAGGACGUGGAGGUGGGCAGGUGUGUCCGAAGAUUUGGAGGAACACAGUGUGUUUGGUCCUAUGAGAUGCAGCAAUUGUUCCAUGAGAACUAUGAACACAACCGCAUGGGUUAUAUUCAAGACCUUCACAACAGCAAAAUUCACACAGCUAUAACACUUCAUCCAAACAAAAGGCCAGCCUACCAAUACAGGCUGCACAAUUACAUACUGAGUCGCAAAAUUUCUGAACUGCGCUAUCGGACCAUUCUUCUCCAUAGGGAAUGUGCCCUCAUGAGCAAGCUCAGUAACAGCAAAGUAACGAAGGAAGAUCAGCAACUGGGAGUGAUACCAUCUUUCAAUCAUUUCCAGCCACGUGAAAGAUCUGAAGUCAUUGAGUGGGAAUUCCUGACAGGAAAAUUUCUUUACUCAAUGGUAGAGAGUCAACCACCCCGGCAGAGCGUGAGCAGUGUCCUGCGGGCUGCACUAGAUGACACCGUUAUGCAAGUCAUGGAAAUGAUAAAUGAGAACUCUAGAUCUAGAGGAAGGCUGAUUGAUUUCAAGGAAAUACAAUAUGGAUACCGCAGGGUGGACCCUAUGCAUGGGGUGGAGUACAUCCUGGAUUUACUACUCUUGUACAAAAGGCACAAAGGAAGGAAAGUUACGGUUCCAGUGAGACGUCAUGCUUUCCUUCAGCAACUAUUCAGCAAACCCUUCUUUAGAGAAGCAGAAGAACUAGAUGUAAGAAGCCUGCUGGAGGAUACCAAUACCGACACACAAUCUUUCUCUUUUCCUUCAAAUUCUUUCAAGAUUUUUUCUUCAUCAUUUCAAGGCACCAAAGACAUUGUGGGACACAGUGACAAGAAAAUACAUAUUCUUGUCCCUCUUAUAGGAAGAUUUGACAUUUUUUCAAGAUUUAUGGAAAACUUUGAGAAGACUUGCCUGAUUCCCAGACAGAAUGUAAAGUUGGCAAUAAUUCUCUUCAGUUCCGAGUUAGGACAGGACUCUAUUAAACACAUAGAUCUGAUGAAAGAAUAUAGCAUUAAGUAUCCUAAGGCAGAUAUGACCCUGGUUCCUAUGACAGGAAAGUUUUCCAGAGGUUUAGGUCUUGAAAUGGCUUCAUCCCAAUUUGACAAUGGCACUUUGCUACUGUUCUGUGAUGUUGAUCUGAUAUUCACACCAGACUUCCUACAGAGAUGCAGAGAAAACACUAUUCAGGGAGAACAGGUUUACUACCCUAUCAUAUUCAGCCAGUAUGAUCCAAAAGUAGUAUAUGGAGGCAACCCUCCAGCUGACAGUAGUUUUAUUUUCACAAAAAGAACUGGAUUUUGGAGGGAGUAUGGAUUUGGAAUCACCUGUAUUUACAAAAGUGAUCUACUUACUGCUGGUGGAUUUGAUACCUCAAUUCAAGGCUGGGGUCUUGAGGAUGUAGACCUCUAUACUAAAGUGAUAACAUCAGGCUUGAAGGCUUUUAGAAGUCAGGAAGUAGGAGUUGUUCAUAUUUUUCACCCAGUUCGUUGUGACCCCAGUUUAGAUCCAAAACAAUACAAAAUGUGCUUAGGAUCCAAAGCAAGUACAUUUGCUUCAACCAUGCAGCUUGCUGAACUCUGGCUAGAGAAACGUUUGGGUGUCAGAUACAAUCAAACCGUCUCCUGACAUCUCAACCCAUUUGGCCUUUUAAGGGGAGUUUACCUCAUUAAUCAAAUUAUUUUAUUUUGAUAUUGUAUUUUUAAACUCCCUUCUCUUUGUCUUCCAAAGACAUCAGACAAGAUGAGUCUGCUGUUCACUGAUGUUUCUUAUACCUACUGAAUGGAUUAGAUGAACUCUUUCAGAUUUCUUUUAUUUGAAAAUCAAUCAAAUCAUGGCAAUCACAUGACCUCAUGGAGCACAUCCAUCACAAGAGACUACAUCAGAAGAAUAUUCUUUUUUGCUUUAGGAUACAGUAUCAUCUUUGUUGUAUUUCUCAGACUUGAUGUGAUACAAAUACUUAAUAGUGAAGGUACCACAAAAGUGCUUUAUGCUUCUUCUGGGGAUGGAACUUUGUUACAUAAACUUGAGUUUUAUAAUUUAUAUGAGGACUUAUAUGUAUAAACACUACUUUUCUUCAUCUUGGUAGAGUUUUUAAAGUAAGCGAAUAACUAUGAUUGUACCUUUAUUUUUAAAAAGAAAGGAAAACUGAGGAGUUACUUGCAAAUGCAACUGGUACUGGCUACCAAGUUACCUUAAACGUCUUAUUAGAAUAACAAACUCCUCAUUGUUGUUCGCUCUAAGUGUAAAUGAACUUUAUUUUCUCAAAGAACAGAAUUUAUUCAAAUCUUCAUGUACACUUUAGGAGAUUUGUGAACCAAUGUCCUUCAUUUGCAGGCAAGAAGCUAUGACAUAUCAUGGUUAUUUAUGAUAAAGUGCGGACAAACAAUAGUCUUUUUUGAAACACAUAAUAUAAGUUGGUGUUUCUCUUUUUAGAAUAAAUCUCUAAUAUAUAAUUUUCUUUUACAUGCCUUUCAUAAAGCUGCACUAGAUAGAGAGCAUUAGAAGUUAAAGCUUUUUUUAUGUUUUCUGUGAAUAUUGGUACUCAGAAACAAUUUUUUGUUAAAAUAAUUGUAGAAUAAUUAUUUAAGUUUCAAAAUUUAUAAUUGCUGGUCAAAAUUCCUUGCCAAUAUAUUUAUAUUAGUGGAGGUUAUAAGACUGUGUUAAAAUCUAUCUCUCUGGACAUCCUAAUGUCAUAUUACUGAUUUAUGGAGUAAAGUAUUUAAAAUGAUACCAAUUUAAGAAAUAAUGAAACCAACUUUUUGUAUUUUAAAGAAAUGUUUAUAUGGGGAUCUACAAAUGUGCAUGUGUGUGUGGUGUGUGUGUGUAUGUCCCUAUAUAUACAUAUACAUAUAUGUAUACGUAUAUGUAUCUAUCUAUCUAUCUAUGUAUAGAUAGAUAAAAUAGAGAAUGAUAGAGAAUCAUUUCAAAAGACAUUCCUUUUUUUCAUUUCAGGCAGUGAAUAUGUUACAGUUAUUUUUACCACAUGCUUGGAACAUUUCAUAUUAUACUGUGGUAAGAGUUCAAAGAUGUCCAAGAAACCAUGAGCCUUCAGCCAAACUUAAAUACAGAGGGUACAUCUAAUCUCAGUACCCUAAAUUUCAAACUGUAUUUCAAAUUGGAUUGGUGUCAGCGAUUUAUGGGCUGGUUUGGUGUUGUUCUGUGACUAGCAGGGCGAGGGGACACAGGGACCAUAAUACAAUAUAAUAUAUUAGAAUUAGAAUUGAAACUAAAAAAUCAAAUUAAAUGAGAGAGAGUGUCUGAAAGCCAAAGGCCUUACUGUGCUGUGAUGAGAUGGCACCCGGAACAGAGACGAGUCAGACAAUUGAAAGGGCUGUCAGGUGACCUACGAAGGCCUUUUAUCUUUUCCCCCUGAGUAGAAAUGUUAACAGAACAGGGAACAGUCCUCUGGGGGAUGUAGUAAUUCUUCUCUUCCAGGACAGCAUUGACUCUGUCCAAGUCCAAGUGCACUACAUGAUGUUAUGAUGUGGAAUACUGAUAACCAAACAUCAUAAAACCAUGACAACUGGAGGAAAAACAAACAAACAAACACACAAACAAACAAAAACUAAGCAAUUGUUGAAGUUUGCAUAUGCUUAAAUACAUUUUUCAUAGUGACACCCCCUCCCACUACCUCCUCUGUGUUUCCUUUCAAACAACAACAAUCAAGGGGUUGGAAUUCACUGGCAAGUCUAUUUGUGUGAAGAUAUCCUGAUAAAAUUUCAUAAGACACCAGGAGGGUGCAUAGGUUAGUUAAUGUCUCUUAUCUGUGAGUGGCUUGUUCUGGAUUUACUGUGCAAGGAAAAAGACAUCCCUGAAUGGGAAUGGGUAAACUCAGUCUUAAAGGGCUGGCCAUAGCCUUUUUAUAUGCUUUAAAAAAGGCCAGGUCCUUUGCCUCAGAAAUGGUAGUAAUUGUGGUAGAUGACAGCAGAUAGAAAGUAACUUAUGCAUGUCUGCUCUCCUCCCAGAGGAGAGCUUCUUGCUUGUCAUUCUUCUGGAAAUUCUUUUCUUCCUAGCUCAGUAUCAGUAGCUCAAAUGUCUGGAGAAAAUAGAAUUAUUAGAAAAUGAAAGUGUUAGUUUUGAAGGAAUUCUCACAGACUUCUCCUUGAAUCUGCAUGAGUGCAAAGCUCUUGCUUAGUUCAAUUAGAAAGCCAAGAGCAAGGAACAGGAAAGUGAAUUCCUGCUGAUAAAUGUUUGUGAUUAUUUCAUAGAAUCAUAGAGUAGCUUAAGGUGAAAGAGACCUUAAAAGAUCACCUAGUUCCAACCCCUCUGCCACGGGUAGUAUUGCUAGCCACCAGUUCAGGCUGCACAGUGCCUCAUCCAGCCUGGCCUUGAGCACCUCCAAGGAUGGGGCAUUCACAGCUUCUCUGGGCAGCCUGCGUCAGAGACUCACUGCCCUCCAAGUAAAAAAUUUCUUCCUAACAUCUGAUCUAAAUCUCCCCUCGUUUAGUUUAAAGCCAUUGCCCCUUGUUCUAUCACUACCAGACUGUGUAAAAAGUUGGUCCCACUCCUGCUUGUAAGCUCCCUUCAAGCACUGAAAGACUGCAAUUAGGUGUCCCUGGAGCCUUCUUUUCUUCAUGCUGGACAAGCCCAGCCCUCUCACAUCUUCAUAAAAGAGGUGCUCCGUCUGUGCAUCUUUGUGGCCUCCUCUGGACCUGCUCCAACUCUUCUUCCCUUGUGUACUGGGGAUCCCAGACCUGAUAUGUAGUGCUCCAGAUGGGGCCUCACAAGGGCAGAGCAGAGGGGAACAGUCACCUCUCUCUCCCUGCUGUCACACCCCUGUUGAUGCAGUCCAGGAUACUUGGAACUUCAAAUCUGCAUGAGCACACUGAUGGCUCAUGUCCAGCUUCCCAUCUACCAGGACCUGUAAGGCCUUCUCCACAGUGUUGCUCUCAGGGAGUCUGUACAUGUAUCUGGGAUUGCCCUGACUGAAGUGCAACACCUUGCACUUGGCAUUAUUGAACCUCAUCAGAUGUGCCCACUUUUUGAGCCUGUCCAGGUCCCUUUGGGUGAUGUCCCUUCUUUCCAUUGUGUCAACUGCACCACUCAGCUUGAUAUCAUCAGCGAACUGCUGAGGGUACAUUUGAUCCUGCUACAUCCUUUCCUGUUCAAAGGAAGAUACUUUUUUGAGGCUCUGCAUGCUUCUGUGGUUUUGCUCCAAGUUUCCUUACACACUUCAUGCACAUGAAUGAAAACAUGAGUGAAAAUAAUGGAAAUAAUGAUUACAAACGUGUAAGAAGUCACUAUCUGCUGAGGUAUAAUCUGGUGCUUAUUUUGAUUUUUUAACUUAGAAAAUAUUUGCUCAGCUCAAAGUAAAAUAGUAGAACAGAACAAGAAAAUAAAGUCAUUCUUUGGGGAUUAAGACAUAUACAGAGGACUUGCAGGAUCAGGUCCUAAGCAAAAAGUUAGUAUUUACCAGUAUGAAUAUUUAUGUAGUGUCUGAUUGGUUCAUUUGUUUAUAUGAUGAAUGACUUUGUUAAAACAAACAAACAAACAAACAAACAAACAAACAAAAAAGCAUUAUAAAUGUUUAUUAUGAAUGAUUGCAUUGACUUUUGAAAUAACUAUCCUGAGAUAACUUGAGAACUUGUGUUAGUUUGUUUAAGGAAUAAAUGCUUUCUAAAGAGAUCAUAUUAAAGAGAAAAAAAAAAAAGCA